Capsicum annuum is the source of this 2010-nucleotide messenger RNA. RefSeq names its product probable galacturonosyltransferase-like 3. The transcript is spliced from 2 exons. Lineage: Eukaryota; Viridiplantae; Streptophyta; Magnoliopsida; Solanales; Solanaceae. Gene Ontology annotation, cellular component: Golgi apparatus. The record is from RefSeq and is a predicted model, not a curated record. Gene Ontology annotation, molecular function: glycosyltransferase activity. The coding region runs from base 447 to 1478 and encodes 343 amino acids.
CCAGCAUUUUUUUUUCAACUCCAUCAAUUUUAAUUUUAUUAAAGUGCAUGCAUAAUUGGUUGAAGCUCAACGAAACGUUAAAUUCAAAAAUUUGAGGCAAACACCACCAACAUUAUACUUCUAUUUUUUUUCGUACUACAAAAAAUUAGUAUAUGCUAUUUUUAGUAGAUAUUUCUUUUUGUUAACAUAGUAAGAGCAGAAAGCAAGAAAAAAUCAGAUAUUUUAUGUUAUAAAAUAUCAUUGAUAUUCAAUUUGUGCAUUAUGAUUUAACGUACAAUGUCUGAAACGGAAGGAGUAAUAAAUGAUAUAAAAUUAUUACUACUUCAAAUUAAUACAAUGGGCUCAACGGUCACUUUACCUCAACAUUUACUCUUCUUUCUUCAUUUUCCCAAAGCAAUAAAAUAAAAUUUUGUCUCUCUACAUUUCCACCGCCACGUACCGCCGUUAUGCCUUCGUCGAACCACCUCAUCACCACCGUCCUCCUCCUCCUCCUCCUCCUCCUCCUUCCUCCUCCACCAACCACCGCAAAAUUCCGUGAAGCUCCGGCAUUCAUCAACGGCAAAACCUGCCCAAUUUCAAAAUACCCAAAAUACCCUUCCGAUCCAUCAACAAUCCAUAUAGCAAUGACACUGGACUACUCUUCCCCUUAUCUCCGCGGCUCGAUAGCCGGGAUACUCUCCAUCCUCCAGCAUUCCACCUGCCCGGAGAACAUCUUCUUCCACUUCAUAACAAUACAAGGACGUGUCAAUAAAAUUAACACCACGAUCCUCUCAACGUUCCCGUACCUCAGGUACACUCUCUACGCAUUCAGGCCCGCAUCCGUCACCCCUCUCAUCUCGUCUUCCAUUCGCCGCGCCCUCGAUGAGCCGCUCAACUAUGCCCGUAUUCACCUUGCGAAUUUACUAACACCUAGUGUGAACCGGGUUAUUUAUCUCGAUUCUGAUAUCAUAGUUGUCGACGACAUCGUCAAGCUAUGGCGAAUCGAGCUGAAUGGCAGGGUUCUAGGUGCUCCGGAAUAUUGUCAUGCCAAUUUCACGCAUUAUUUCACUCGUACAUUUUGGUACCAUCCGAAUUUUUCGAAGACGUUCGAGAAUAGAAGGCCUUGUUAUUUUAAUACUGGAGUUAUGGUUAUUGAUUUGCAGAAAUGGAGGAAUGAUGGAUAUACUCAAAAACUUGAACAUUGGAUGAGAGUUCAAAAAAGGUACAGAAUCUACGAACUAGGUUCAUUGCCUCCAUUUCUAUUGGUAUUCGCCGGAAAUGUAAAGCAAGUUGAGCAUAGAUGGAACCAACAUGGACUUGGAGGUGAUAACCUUGAAGGACAAUGUAGGGAUUUACAUCCAGGGCCAGUGAGCUUGUUGCAUUGGAGUGGAAAAGGGAAGCCAUGGCUAAGAUUGGACUCAAAGAAGCCAUGCCCAUUGGAUAGUUUAUGGGCACCAUAUGAUUUGUACCAACACGAAUCGUUGUUUUCAGAUAGCUGAUGAUGUAGGAGACUCGAAUUUGAGAUGUCUGACUGAACACGUCUGACAUUCUUAUCAGAUGUGAUGAUGACGCAAACUCGAGACCUCUAUGACUGAGGUUAUAAAAAGACAAAUGAGGAGAAAGGUGUGUAAGAUAUAGUGGUGUGUGGGGAAGGGUAGUUUUGGGAUUUUGUGGAGAAAAAGGAUUCACAUAUUUUAAUUGGUGGGUUAAAGAGAAUUUUAACCAUUGGAAUGAGAUUAAUGGUGGAUGUACAAAAAGUGGGAUCAUGGUGAUGAUGUGGAGGUUUUUGAUUGGUGGAUGGGAUCUUGAUAAUGUAUUUUUGGAAAGUGGUUGGAUUAUGAGAAGAUUCUUGUGUUGCUUUCAUAUAUUUUUUGUUGUUGUUUGGGUGAUUUAUAUGAACUUUUGACCUACUUCAAUUAUUUGCCUUCUUUUUUUGGUUUGGGAUGUCAUUCAUAAAUCAUAAAAAGACUAAAAUGUGGUUUGAUACUCUUUCAUUGAUUUUUUAUAGUCCACAACUCCACAUCAAGUUCA